AUGGACUCUCAGCAUCAGUCCCAGCCAGCGGCUAGAUCGCUUCCUGACCUCCCAAAUGAGCUUCUGUUCAUGAUCGCUGACAUCCUUGGCGAUGAUUUCUUGACAUUCGCGUCAUUGGCUCGCACUUGCCGUGAGCUGAAUCCAUUCUCCAUCCAAAUGCUAUACACCUUGGAUGCGAAAUCUGGCAACCCGACCGUCCUAGCUUGGGGGGCUCUGACCGGAAACCUUAAAUGCAUGAAAUUGGCGAUUCAGCAUGGAACACCCGUGGAUCAAGUUUCACAAUUCAGCUUCCGUUCUGGCCAGCACAGGACUCUCGUCGAGCGGGAAUUAAAUUCGUUCAGUUACGGAUUGCGCCAGACUGACCCGUCAACGUUUAUGCGGCACGCCGAGGUGCCCGAAAAUCGAGAAAAGACCUUGUGGGGUACAGCCCUCCAUUUCGCUGCGCUUUCAAACCAGGUGGCCGCAGCUAAAUUGCUGAUACAGGCUGGGGCAGGUUUCUACAAACGAUCAUUUGGGCUUUGCUCAAUGUCCGGUUAUGGUGAAGCCUGUUCCCAUUCGUUGGAAUCCUGUCCCACAGAAUUCUUUCCAAUGCACACGGCUGUGUGUUACGGACACAAGGAUAUGAUAAAGCUGUUCUUGCGCCAUAAAGCUUCUGCCUUCUACAUUGCAGACAGCAUGGAAGACGAUUCGAACGACUCAGAGGACGAGUUGUCUCAAGACGAUCCAGCCGAGGACGGACUGCCUCAAGGCAAUGAAGAGUUCGAACCACUCCAAGGAGUGGAAGGGGAAGAGCCUCCCGAAGAUCCCGAAUGGGGUCCUGACGAGCCUGAAGACGAAGAACCUGGUACUCCACAGGUAACGACUUUGCAUAUUGCUGCAAGUCUCGGGCGUAUCGAUCUGGUGGAGUUUCUCGCAGGGAAAAACGGCAUUUCUGUCAAUGCGACUGACUGUGACGGCCGGAACCCGCUCCACUACGCGGCUCAUGUCAUGCUGAAACACCCUCGCGCAACUAUUCGGAAGCUGGUGCAAAUGGGCGCAAGACUGGAUGCUCAAGAUGAUAUCGACUUUGAGCUCAUUGUCCGUUCCGUGGCAGAAGGCAGAUGUGCCGUGGCUGUUGAUCUGUUACACCUUCGAGCGUACACAAACUUCAACACGGAGAGACUCGGCUACCUCCUGCACGCCGCGCUGACUCCAGCAGCCUUACAUGCCUCUAGCUUUGAGGAUGUCUCAAUUGCCAACCUGUCCGAUGCAAGCUACAGCCGGCGAUCUGUUUUACUUCACAGGAGAUACUGGGCCUCCUACGACAGCGGCUGGCACAAAUCCCCAAACGAUAGUGACAUGGACUCACCGAAGCGACAGGAGCUUGUACGGCUCCUUGUCAAAGACUAUGGAGUCGACGUCAAUAGUUUCCUACCCAGUAUCGCUGAGACACCUGUCACGCUCCUGGCUCUCUGCAAUGCCAGUUCGUCCGACAUGCUCCGUUGCCUCAUUGACGUUGGUGCAGAUAUCACCAAGGCCAACGGCAAUGGGGAGACCGCGAUUCACUGUGCAAUGAGAUUAUAUGCCAGCGAUUGGAAGCUCCUCGACCAAUUAGCAGAUUACAGUUUGGAUCCUUUGAGUGAGUUGGAUCACGGCGGCGUUGAUAGUAGUCCGGACAGCAUGCUGUGCUCUCUUCUGGCAGCCUGGCCUGCCGACAAGUUCAACGCGGUCAACAAGGACGGCAUCGAUGUUUUGAAAUGCAUCUUUGACUCAGUCUUUUGGAAAGACCGUCGUUACAUCGACCUGGCCAACUUGCUCAACAACCCGGCCAAUUACGGGGGUGUCGUACCGUGUAGGACACCUCCAGGCGUGGGAAUCAUUGAGAAGACCAUGCGGUUACAGUUCGUUGAGUCCUUGUUCAGUGGGUAUCAAUCGCGACCUUCUGGAUCGGCAGAUGAUAUCGACUGGGGAUGGGGAUGGAGCGCAGAGAAAGAGGAGGUUCGCAAGGCCGUCAUUGCGAAACUGACAGAGCUUCGCCGAAAGUUGAGGAUGGCGGCCGCAGAAACGCGGGUGAUGGGAGGGUUUCACACAUAUGCCAACUUCUCUGGCAAGAAAAGUGGAAGACUCCCAAAAUGGUAG
Molecule: messenger RNA, 2118 nt
Organism: Neurospora tetraspora
Lineage: Eukaryota; Fungi; Ascomycota; Sordariomycetes; Sordariales; Sordariaceae
Exons: 1
Coding region: 1-2118 (705 amino acids)
Biological process (GO): regulation of transcription by RNA polymerase II
Molecular function (GO): transcription factor binding
Source: RefSeq, a predicted model, not a curated record